AUGGAAGGAAGAGGCUCAUAUCAGACUUCAUCAGAUCCUCCAGAGCUACGAACCCCUAGGCCUGCCUUGGUCCGUCUCCCUAGAUCAUCAAGCUACGCGUUCGGCCAGGGUGACCUUACUGAACAAAGCAAUGAAUUUUAUGCUAAUAUAUUUCCUUACCUAGCUCCGGAUCUUCCAAGCUUUGGCUGCCUUAGACAAGCCAGAAACACAGGCGAAAAGAGAUUCCCGGCCCCUGUUGUUUUUCCGCCAGCGAGUGAAACAGAAGUCCGGCCAGUUGUCUAUCCUAUUGCUAGCUCCAAAGGCAGAGUUCAGGAGCAAGACCAAUCUGUGGUUCCAAAUCUUGAGCCUAAAUAUCCCCCUACCCCAGCCAGGCCAGCAGAAGCAAAGGAAUUCAGCCCAUCCUUUGAUUGUCCUUGUAGGUUGAAACACUCCCUUAGGGCUUCUUUAUGCAAAUCCAUGAGGCUCCCCUUUGACUUAUGUACAUAUAUUGAUUGCCCUUGCAGCCACUUUGACAAUCCAAAAGCGCCAUCUGCCAGAUCUCUCCCAUUCUCAAGCACCUGUCUAUCCACAGUGGCCUUUGCAUGGGACAAGAUCGAGAGGAGGUAUAGGGAGGUGUCGAGAGAGCGGCCAGCCAUCCUUACCAAGCUCAUGGACCAGUUCAAUGUGAGAGACUGGUCGAGGCCAGAAACUCAUCCAGGAGCGACAAAUGACAAGGAUCGGAGCGGCGGCAGAACAACUAUCGAGUGUUCUGCACCCAGUUCCCCUCAGAAAACUCACAGUGAAGUGAAUAUUUAUUAUCCUAGGCUGAAGGAUAGUGAAUCAAGCUGUGUCCCACCCAAAUCUGCACCUCUCGUUCAGCCAGACGCUUAUAGUAUGCAAAAGCUAUAUCAAGCGCUGCCAGUUCCAACAGAACGAGAAAGUCAACCAGGUCUGCGGAAGGUAUUAUCGGCCCCCGAUUUCUCGGUGUUGGAGAUGAAUACUAACGGGGUAUCUGGGCCCAUGAACUGCGAUGUCCGUCGCAAGUCAAAUACUGACGGCAUUGUCUUGGGUGGGCCGCUACUUACAGCCACCCAACGGGGCCCUCAUUCAACAUGUGGAAGUCCUGAGCAUGUUCAGGCGCCCGUUAUUCCUAGUAUCCAUGGGACAUGCGGAGGGAUGGUGGCGCCAGUGUUGCCAGCAACGAUGCCAACUGAGCCUGCAGCAAAUCACUUUCACGAUGGUGAUGUUAUCAAUGCCCGUUUCGAACAGAUCUCGAUGGUACAAGCAGCCAACACCGAUGCCAUCUUGAGAAGCCUUCAAAGGCUGACGAACGAAAUCAGGGCGCUGCAAGUGGAGACAAGAGCAAAUACAAACCAUCUCCAUCAGCUCAAUGGUAGAGUUGCUGCCCUCGAAGCGAGCGGCAGCCAGCCCCCAGCCAAGCGCCUACACUAUCGCGGCAGCAAACCCCAUAGCAGCGGACAUGUUCGCGAUGUCCAGCAUGGUGGUCCAAAUCGACGACGUGCUCCCAGUCAACAACAGCACGCCGGAUAUUCACCACAUCUAGACAUGACGCCGAACCCGCUACAUUCUCCUACUGAACCACAGACAGCUAUGUUACCCUCUCAGGGGCCCCAGGUGGUGCCGCGAAACCGACAAUCCUGUCGACAACGUAUUUCUUCGCGGCGAGAUGCAAGCUUCAACAAUGGCGAAUGGAGCGGAACUUCAAACUGGUACCGAAAGGCCUAUGCGGACGGGAAGGGAAAUUGA
Trichophyton verrucosum HKI 0517 is the source of this 1746-nucleotide messenger RNA. RefSeq lists its product as uncharacterized. Lineage: Eukaryota; Fungi; Ascomycota; Eurotiomycetes; Onygenales; Arthrodermataceae. The transcript is spliced from 5 exons. Bases 1 to 1746 code for a protein of 581 amino acids. The record is from RefSeq and is a predicted model, not a curated record.